UUACAAUGUAUUUUUCAGACAAAUUAAUAUCUGGAAAGAGGGUGAAAGUUUUUAAAGAUGGCGGCGACCAGGCCGGGCAACCCCGAGCGUGGAUGGAACGAUCCACCGAUGUUCAUGUACAGCAAAGAUGGCCAGAAGGCACAGUCGUCACCCAGGAAGAACCCACUCACCCAAAGGGUGGGAAUGCCUCAAAGUCAUGCCAGUUCUAACAUCCAAAAAACAGGAGAUGUUAAACCUGGCCUUCCACAAAUAUUUACACCGAAAGCACCUCCAGUUAAUACAGUCGCUCCCGUGCAAACGUUCAGCACACCACCGACUGUACAGAGUAAGACCUCUCCAGCAAGGUCAGUCGAGGUCAAAGUUCAAGGAGAGGGUCAGUCGGGGUUGCCAGAUGACAUCCUCGACACUACCUUAGCAAAACUGAGAGAUGUUCUGAAGCUAUGUGAGGAGAAAUUAAAGGCUCGUGUGGCAGAGGAUAUCAAGAAAAAACUUGAAGUGCUAAAUGCUGCCUGGUCUGCAGACAAGCUCUGUGCAGAGGUGCAACAGCGAAUGGCCAAAUUAUCAACAGCUCUUGCAGGUAGAGAUUAUGACCGAGCUCACGACGUCCACUUGUCUUUGAUGGUGGACUAUGUAUCUGAGGUCAGCCAGUGGAUGGUUGGGAUCAAACGUCUCAUCAUGGAGGCACGGACGGUACUUCCCCCUCCGACCCCAGCUUUAGAAACAGAAGACAUACAAGCCUAUGAGCAACAAACUGACAACAGUGCAGAGGCAGACAAAGCUGGUACAGGUCCGUCAGAAGAGGCUUCAGCUGCAAACAGCGAGGAUAAUCAAGAGAUACCGAGUGGCGGAGAGGUUUCCCAGGCUGAAACAGGACAAUCGGCAAAGGAGGAACAACACAUUGAACAGGCAUCAAGCCAAGACGAUAAACCUAUACUUGAUGAGUCUAACAACCUGCCUUCUGAUCCUGAUUCCCGACUGGAGAUUAACGAUGCCGAUGAUGAAAGAGAUGCAGCUGGGGAUAACGGCAGACAGGCUUCCCUAGAUGAAACAGGAGAACAGCUGGGAAGGCUGUCAACUGACUUGGCGCAGACUGUGGAGUCGAAAGUGACAAACGCUGUUUGCGCGGACUCAGGAGAGUGAGCCACAACUAGUGGAUCAAAACUGAUCUUAUUGCUCAUAACACUGCAGGAGUUGCAAACCAAAAUUAUAUGGCUUCAAGAUUUAUUUGUCUUAAACUUCAUCAUGUGCUGAUCCCACUUCUGCCACCAUGUAAAAGCUAGUAGGACUUUAAUGGCUGAUCUGGGUUGUAUUUAUGUCGCGGCCAUUACGCAAGACUAUUUGUAGACUGGUCGAUAGAGGGCACUAGACUGGCUUAUUUGGAUAGGCUGAAGUACUUAUAUUUUAUAAUUAUUUUCCUUUAUUGUACAUGCUAUAUGAAUUGUAUUUUGUUCAUGGUUGGAUAUAAAUAAAUGUUAUAUUGAAGGAAAAAAUGUUGCAACCUGACACUGCUUUUUUCUUCAUAUAUCAUCUCAGUGAAGGUCAUUCAUUGCAAAAAAAGAUGAUAAGACGUGAAUCUGGGACUGAGAAACAUUUCCAAGUUUGUUAAGAAAUACUUUUUAAAAAAAUUCUUGACUCUCCGUAGGCUUUGUACACAACCCCUGAAGUGGCAUCAAGUUGCAACAUUUUUUCCGUACUUGAACCAUUUUGUUGAGUUGUCAUGCAAACCAAUGAAGUGCACAUCAAGCGUGUGCACUGGUUCAAAUGCAUGCAACCAAUUUUGAAAACAAUGGAGUCACUCAAACUAACUGAACUAAUUUAAGAUGAAACUGGAUAUUUACGUUAUUUUUAUGUAUUUAUAAAAACUAAGUAAACUUACUAAAGUAACUUUCAAUUUUCAAUGUAAGUGAACACAGCAAACUGCCUUUUCCAUCUGGAGUUUUAAAAAAAAUGGUGUUUUUUUUUUUAAAAGAAAAUUAAGAUUAAAUUUGUUGUAAUUAUAUUAUAAAACCAACAUUUUGGAAUCUAUAUAUCAGAUAAGAUUAUUUUACAGGGUGUUUUAUUAAAUGUACUGAAUCAUGAUUUAUGUGAGGGUCGUUGCACUAAAUGAAUGUAAUAUUACAUUCAAUGAAAGAAAAUUAAUAAACGAAAUUGAGAAAUAAGAAUAAA
Molecule: messenger RNA, 2166 nt
Organism: Patiria miniata (bat star)
Lineage: Eukaryota; Metazoa; Echinodermata; Asteroidea; Valvatida; Asterinidae
Product: steroid receptor RNA activator 1-like
Exons: 6
Coding region: 58-1140 (360 amino acids)
Biological process (GO): regulation of transcription by RNA polymerase II
Cellular component (GO): nucleus
Source: RefSeq, a predicted model, not a curated record